Messenger RNA from Myotis daubentonii (Daubenton's bat), 4050 nucleotides. It is a transcript of the gene SPATS2, whose product is annotated as spermatogenesis associated serine rich 2. The record is from RefSeq and is a predicted model, not a curated record. Gene Ontology annotation, molecular function: protein binding. Lineage: Eukaryota; Metazoa; Chordata; Mammalia; Chiroptera; Vespertilionidae. Gene Ontology annotation, cellular component: cytoplasm.
CGGCGGCGGUGGCGGCGGCUCUGGAAGAGGCGAAGGAGGCGGCGGAGCUGCUUACCUCUUCUCAGACCCCGGAGCGUCCCGGACACGGAGCCCGGAACUGGGGGGACACGGCGACUGCGGGGACCCGGCGUCGGUUACAGUACUUAUUUUACCUGUGGUUAAUGAAGCAGGAGAGGACAGGUCUCCAGAAACAGGCGUCUAUCUUGCUUUUGAGUCAGAAUCAUCCUGGAGAGACAUGAAUGUCUGCAGUGAUAUUUCCUGAUAAGAAGAUAAUAGAAAGAAAGGAGAUCACCAGUUAGCAGAAUUUCAAAUAACCAGGAUUUUGUACUUAACACCUCCAACUACAGACUUCUCUUGCCUACCUUUAAAUCAGAGAUCACUACAAUCAGAACCCAGACAAGGCAAAAGAAUACUUUCCUUCUGUAUCUUUUGAGAUAAAAGAAACUGCAAUGUCCAGGAAACAAAACCAGAAGGAUUCAUCAGGAUUCAUUUUCGAUUUGCAGUCCAAUACUGUACUGGCCCAGGGAGGAACUUUUGAAAACAUGAAAGAGAAGAUAAAUGCAGUGCGUGCAAUAGUUCCCAAUAAGAGCAACAAUGAAAUCAUCCUGGUUUUGCAGCACUUUGAUAAUUGUGUGGACAAAACAGUACAAGCAUUUAUGGAAGGUAGUGCCAAUGAAGUACUCAAAGAAUGGACAGUAACAGGCAAGAAAAAGAACAAAAAGAAGAAAAGCAAACCAAAACCUGCAAUCGAAGCAAGUAACAGUAUCCUAGAUUCCAGUAAAUUGGUUUCUAUUCAAGAGGAGCAGUCCACGCCUUCUCCAGAAAAAGGUGAUAUUAAUGGUUACCAUGUUAAUGGUGCCAUCAAUGAUACUGAGUCUGUGGACUCACUCAGUGAAGGUAUGGAGACACUUUCAAUAGAUGCCAGAGAAUUGGAGGAUCCUGAGUCUUCCAUGCCAGAUGUGCUGGACAGAACAGGAUCCAUGCUGGAAAAUGGUGUCUUUGAUUUUGAGUCCAAGUCUUUGACUACGCACCCUACUCAGAAUUCUCAACAAAAUAGGAAUGCUAGCAAAUCUCUCUCAAGACCUCAGUUUUCAAAUUUGGGCAUGGAAGAUGUUCCACUCUCCUCCACCAACAAAAAGCUAGGUUCCAAUAUUGAAAAAUCUGUGAAAGACCUCCAGCGCUGCACAGUGUCUCUUGCACGAUAUCGAGUUGUAGUUAAAGAAGAGAUGGAUGCUUCCAUUAAGAAAAUGAAACAAGCUUUUGCUGAAUUGCAGAGCUGUUUAAUGGACCGAGAAGUGGCAUUGCUGGCUGAAAUGGACAAAGUGAAAGCUGAAGCAAUGGAAAUUUUGCUCAGCCGACAAAAGAAAGCUGAACUUCUAAAGAAGAUGACUGAUGUGGCUGUUCGAAUGUCAGAAGAGCAGUUGGUUGAGCUCAGAGCUGAUAUCAAGCACUUUGUUAGUGAACGUAAAUAUGACGAGGAUCUGGGAAGAGUAGCCCGGUUCACCUGUGACGUGGAGACCCUAAAGAAGAACAUUGAUUCAUUUGGACAAGUGUCCCAUCCAAAGAACAGCUAUUCAACCCGAUCGCGAUGUAGCUCAGUUACAUCUGUGUCCCUGAGUAGCCUGUGUGAUGCCCCUGCUGCUGCUGCUGCUGCUGCUGCUGCUUCCACCUGUGCCUCUGGUCCCAGCCUUACAAGUACGAACAAGAAAAACUCAGCACCAGGAGAGACUCCUGCAGGCAGAGCAGACUCCAGUGGCCGGUCCUAUCAGCCUCAUCGCCAGGUGUUGCCGGGGAACCGACGAGGAGGACAAGGCUACAGGCCGCAAGGCCAAAAGUUCAGUGACCCCACGAACCAAGAACAACAUGACAGUAUGGGUCGUUACAGAAAUAGCUCAUGGUAUUCAUCUGGUUCCAGGUAUCAGAGUUCACAACCCCAGGCACCAGGAAAUGCUAGUGAAUGGGGCCAGGCGCUCUCUGCAGGGAACAAUGGAACUAGAGCCAGCAUGGAACCCAGCCCACCUAAGCCCUCAUUCAAAAGGGGCCCACUCCCCCAGCGCAAACCCAGGACCUCUCAUCCUGCAGCUGUGAACUCUUGAGGGAAAUUCCAAUUGGCCUUUCUCCUUUAUCCCACAUAAUUCAACUUGGUAACUGGACUUUAGGAAACUUAUAGUUAGAUUUAAUAACAGAAAGACGUUUUCGCAUAUCAGUUUUUAUACCAUUCUAAAUAUUUCUUUCCUCAUUUCCUCAUUAUUUUUGGAAGGCAAUCUUUUUUUUCCCCUUGACCUUUCCCCGUGAUUUGGAUUCAUUCUGAUUGGUCAUUUCUACCAGGAAUCAUGGGCAAUGAUGGCCAAGUUUCCCAAGAGUAAGCAGUGUUCUUCCCAGGGCACCAGGCCUUUCAGUUGCCCGCAGAGGCCGUCCUUUCAGUUGCCCGCAGAGGUCAGGCUCUCAGGAGUGGAUGGGCCGGAGCUAGUCCUCCUGCCUUUCCAGUCUAAGAGGAGCCACACAUGCCGGUCAGGUUCCCUCUAAACAACAGUUUCACCAGGAGAGGCACUGAGGGGAUUGUGUACUGCACUGAAUUAGAGAAGUGGAAAAUUUAAUUGGUGAAAAGGAAAAAAAGACUAGGAAAUAUUUAAGAAUCUGCCUCUCACAAAGUGCCUGAGAUUGACACUCAGAUCAGGGUUUCAGUCUCCCGCUUGGCAUGAUAGCUUAACCUGCAGUUUCUUCAAAAUAUCCAAAGCUUUGUUUCCUUAAUUUCCUUAGACUGCAAACGUGUCUAGGGAAGUCCAUGGGAAAAUAGCAUUUAUUUAAAGUUAAAAGAGGGGGGAAAGUAUUUCUUUGCUUUAAUGUUUGAAGAUUUUUGUUGUUAUUAUUCUCAUUCUAAAUCGUAUUCUUAUCCUAAAUCAAAUUUAUAGCUAUGUAAUUAGUGUUAAUCUAAGUGUUACUCAUCAAAAAAUUGCCACAGUCAAUCUUUAGAGUUGAGUAAAUAAAAACAACUGCAUAAAUGUUCCCACAUUUGUUUCCCAGCGGCAAGUGACUUCAUUUCAUUAUCUAUUUUUCUUUGGGCCUCAUGUGGUAGAAGUCUCUGAGACAGCUUGUUCGGGGCUUAAAUGAGGGUGUCUGAUGCCUAAGUCAUCUGUCCGCUGCUUAGCUUCAGAACCAAAUUAAAAUGUGAAGAGCCAGAAUGAGCAAAUGCAGCUGUUCCUGUGGGAAAGAUUCAUAGGAUAGGGAAUGACUUUCCAAAGGAGAGCUUACCAGUUUAGAAAAACCACAGCUGCCAACGGCUCUCCCAGGCAACCAAAGGUUAUAUCAGCACCCUCCUCCCUGCCUGUCCCUUGACAGGAGUAGUGAAUGUAACCGUAUAAUUGAGCUCCCGCACGUAGCAGGUGGCAUCGGUGCCAGAUCCUUGCACCCUAUCCCCACUCCAGCAUCUAUGAUUUAAUAACAGCAGAGCGAUUUAUUUCUCCAGUAUUUGUUCUCCCAAGUCUGAAUCCCAGACUGAGUGGCAGUGGUGCAGAACUCGGCUGCCUCGGGGCUUCCCCUGGCUCUUUGGCUGAGGCUGAGCUGCCUGGUUCAGGUUGGCUGAACAGAUUUAGAGAGGACGAGAGAUUGUGUGUGUCUUUCAGUAAUGAAAACAGUAGUCAAGGAGUCCUGGGAAGCCAUUUUCUAAAAGGCUCAUCACCUCAUUUUGGGGAAUUUGUCCAAUAACACCAUCAGCCUGCUGGGUGUCAGGAAAAAAAACCCUGCUUUUCUGAUUAAUUGCUUACCUUACUGUAUAGGAAAUUCAGAGAUUAAAACAACCUUGAAGGAUUCUGAGGUCUAUCUCUGUAUCCAAGCAAAACUGUAUUUAACCACCCAGACAGAUGGGAAGCCACUGUUUAUGAAAACAGUCUUUAAGUCGAAAUUAAAAUCUUAUAGAAAAGUAUUUGAAUAUAUUUUUCUGUGACCAUAAAAAGUUUGAAAAUUAUCAAGAUUUUUCUACAUUUUGUUUUUAAUUACAAAGUAGUAUUUAAAAUAUCAAAUAAUGCCCUAACUGGUUAUGCUCAGUGGAUA